This is a messenger RNA of Chinchilla lanigera (long-tailed chinchilla), 7227 nucleotides long. It is a transcript of the gene Cacna2d1, whose product is annotated as calcium channel, voltage-dependent, alpha 2/delta subunit 1. The transcript has 40 exons. Gene Ontology annotation, cellular component: L-type voltage-gated calcium channel complex. Lineage: Eukaryota; Metazoa; Chordata; Mammalia; Rodentia; Chinchillidae. Gene Ontology annotation, molecular function: voltage-gated calcium channel activity. The coding region runs from base 119 to 3385 and encodes 1088 amino acids. The record is from RefSeq and is a predicted model, not a curated record.
GCUGCCCUGCCCCGGCGCGUCUGCUCUUCGCGGGCCGAGCCUGCGGCGAGGGCCUGAGCGCGACCGUGUGCGCCGCCGCCGUGUCGGCGCGGAUCAGAGGCUGCACAAGCCCACCCGGAUGGGAAGAGCGUCUCAGGUUUCUGUCGCUGAUUUACGUAUCAAGUCAUGGGUGGAUAAGAUGCAAGAGGACCUCGUCACGCUGGCGAAAACAGCAAGUGGGGUCACCCAGCUCGUCGAUAUUUACGAGAAAUACCAAGAUUUGUAUACUGUGGAGCCAAAUAACGCCCGGCAGCUGGUGGAGAUCGCAGCCAGGGAUAUUGAAAAACUUUUAAGCAACAGAUCGAAAGCGCUGGAGCGUCUGGCUUUGAAAGCGGAGAAAGUGCAAGCAGCCCACCAGUGGCGAGAGGACUUCGCAAGCAAUGAAGUUGUCUACUACAAUGCUAAGGAUGAUCUUGAUACUGAAAAGAAUGACAGUGAGCCGGGCAGCCAGCGGAUUAAACCUGUUUUCAUUGAAGAUGCUAAUUUUGGAAGACAAAUAUCCUACCAGCACGCAGCGGUCCACAUUCCCACCGACAUCUAUGAGGGCUCAACAAUAGUGUUGAAUGAACUCAACUGGACAAGUGCCUUAGAUGAAGUUUUCAAAAAAAACCGAGAAGAGGACCCUACCUUGCUGUGGCAGGUGUUUGGCAGUGCUACCGGCCUGGCCCGCUAUUACCCAGCUUCUCCAUGGGUGGAUAAUAGUCGAACUCCAAACAAGAUUGACCUUUAUGACGUACGCCGGAGACCAUGGUAUAUCCAGGGAGCAGCAUCUCCCAAGGACAUGCUCAUUCUGGUGGACGUGAGUGGCAGUGUCAGCGGCCUGACGCUUAAGCUGAUCCGAACGUCUGUCUCUGAAAUGCUAGAAACUCUCUCAGAUGAUGACUUUGUAAACGUGGCUUCAUUUAACAGCAAUGCUCAGGAUGUAAGCUGCUUUCAGCACCUCGUCCAAGCCAAUGUAAGAAACAAGAAAGUGUUGAAAGAUGCAGUGAACAACAUCACAGCAAAAGGAAUCACCGAUUACAAGAAAGGCUUUAGUUUUGCUUUUGAGCAGUUGCUUAAUUAUAAUGUGUCCCGAGCCAACUGCAAUAAGAUCAUAAUGCUGUUCACGGACGGAGGAGAAGAGCGAGCGCAGGAGAUAUUUACCAAGUACAAUAAAGACAAAAAAGUUCGCGUAUUCACAUUCUCCGUUGGUCAGCAUAACUACGACCGCGGACCGAUCCAGUGGAUGGCUUGUGAGAACAAAGGUUAUUAUUAUGAAAUUCCUUCCAUUGGAGCAAUAAGAAUUAAUACUCAGGAAUAUCUGGACGUUCUGGGAAGACCAAUGGUUUUAGCAGGAGAAAAAGCUAGGAAAGUCCAGUGGACAAACGUGUACUUGGAUGCACUGGAACUGGGACUUGUCAUUACUGGAACUCUUCCGGUCUUCAACAGAACUGGCCAAUCUGAAAAUGAGACCAAUUUAAAGAACCAGCUGAUCCUGGGUGUGAUGGGUGUGGAUGUUUCUCUGGAGGAUAUCAAGAGGCUGACGCCACGCUUUACACUAUGCCCCAAUGGCUAUUAUUUUGCAAUUGAUCCUAACGGUUAUGUUUUGCUACAUCCAAAUCUUCAGCCAAAGCCGAUUGGUGUGGGUAUCCCAACAGUUAAUUUGAGACAAAGAAGACCCAAUGUGCAGAACCCCAAAUCUCAGGAACCAGUGACUUUAGACUUCCUGGAUGCAGAGCUGGAGAAUGAUAUUAAAGUGGAGAUUCGAAAUAAAAUGAUAGAUGGAGAAAGCGGGGAAAAAACCUUCAGAACACUGGUUAAAUCUCAAGAUGAGAGAUACAUUGACAAAGGCAACAGGACCUACACAUGGACCCCGGUCAAUGGGACAGACUACAGUUUGGCCUUGGUAUUACCAACCUACAGUUUUUACUAUAUAAAAGCCAAACUAGAAGAGACAAUAACUCAGGCCAGAUCAAAAAAGGGAAAAAUGAAGGAUUCAGAAACUCUGAAGCCAGACAAUUUUGAAGAAUCUGGCUACACGUUCAUAGCUCCAAGAGAUUACUGCAAUGACCUUAAACCAUCUGAAAACAACACUGAAUUUCUUUUAAAUUUCAAUGAGUUUAUUGACAGAAAAACUCCAAACAACCCGUCAUGUAAUGCAGAUUUGAUUAAUAGAGUCUUGCUGGAUGCUGGUUUUACCAACGAGCUUGUGCAGAAUUACUGGAGUAAGCAGAAAAACAUCAAGGGAGUGAGGGCGCGGUUCGUUGUGACGGAUGGUGGGAUUACCAGAGUUUAUCCCAAAGAAGCUGGAGAAAAUUGGCAAGAAAACCCCGAAACCUACGAGGACAGCUUCUACAAGCGCAGCCUGGACAAUGAUAACUACAUCUUCACAGCUCCCUACUUUAACAAAAGUGGACCUGGUGCUUAUGAGUCGGGCAUCAUGGUAAGCAAAGCUGUAGAAAUAUAUAUCCACGGAAAACUCCUUAAACCUGCAGUGGUUGGAAUUAAAAUUGAUGUGAAUUCCUGGAUAGAGAACUUCACCAAAACCUCAAUUAGGGAUCCGUGUGCUGGCCCAAUUUGUGACUGCAAAAGAAACAGCGAUGUCAUGGACUGUGUGAUUCUAGAUGACGGCGGGUUUCUUUUGAUGGCAAAUCAUGACGAUUACACGAACCAGAUUGGACGAUUUUUUGGAGAGAUUGACCCUAGCCUGAUGAGACACCUGGUUAAUAUAUCAGUGUAUGCUUUCAAUAAAUCUUACGAUUAUCAGUCAGUGUGCGAGCCCGGCGCCGCCCCCAAACAAGGAGCAGGACAUCGCUCGGCACACGUGCCAUCCAUAGCAGACAUCCUCCAGAUUGGCUGGUGGGCCACUGCUGCUGCCUGGUCUAUCCUCCAGCAGUUCCUCUUGAGUUUGACCUUUCCUCGGCUCCUUGAAGCAGUGGAGAUGGAGGAGGAGGACUUCACCGCCUCCCUGUCCAAGCAGAGCUGCAUCACCGAGCAAACCCAGUACUUCUUCAACAACGACAGUAAAUCCUUCAGCGGCGUCCUUGACUGUGGGAACUGCUCCAGAAUUUUUCAUGUAGAAAAGAUUAUGAACACCAACUUAAUAUUCAUAAUGGUCGAGAGCAAAGGGACCUGUCCCUGUGACACCAGGCUGCUCAUCCAGGCGGAGCAGACUUCUGAUGGUCCAGACCCUUGUGAUAUGGUCAAGCAGCCCAGAUACCGCAAAGGGCCUGAUGUCUGCUUUGACAACAGUGACAUGGAGGAUUAUUCUGACUGUGGCGGUGUUUCUGGAUUAAGUUCGUCCCUGUGGUCUAUUCUCGGAUUCCAGUUUCUACUCCUCUGGCUGGUAUCUGGCAGCAGACACUAACUAUUGUGACCUUCUGAAACCAAAACCACAUCAUUAAACUCCAGACCCUGCCAAAAUAUGAGCCCUGGAUGAUGUCACAGUAGGGUCACCUGUGGAAUCAGCGAAACAUUAGCUGGACCUUUAUCAAGGCGUAUCUAAGGCACAGACCCAUGGGGCACCCACUGGCUGCAUGUCAGGGUGUCUGACCCGUGUACUUGUGUGAGUGCUGCACCAUCUAAGAACAUCAAAGCGAAAAUUCUUUGUGCUCUCCUGGGAAAACAGGAGUUGUUGCAUUGCUGGUGAUGAUGUGUAGAAGGGCUCCCCACGCAAUUGUUUAUGAAUCAUAGGAAAUGUCUUGAUUUUGACCUGGAAUUUCAACUUACUGCAGAUUUACCAAGAAAACCUGUAGGGAGAAGUAGUUAUUUUUGCCUCCAUUUAUUCUUCUGUUAGAAGUUAAUUCCUACUUUGAGUAGUUCUUGACUACAGAGGGACAGAGAGAGAGGGAAUUAACAGUGGUCUACGUUGCUGAAAUAGGAAUAAUGGCUAAUUUUCUACAAAAAUUUUGCCAGGAAUAAAAUGCCUUAUGCAGAAUGAUUUCUCUGCCAAAAAUAAAACACAAUUGAUGACCAAUUACAUGGGGUAGUGAAUUGAUAGCUUGCAAAUAACAGCUAAGAAAUUAUUAAACUAAAGGUGCUUGAGGGUGAAAUUUGAACAUGACAUAUUUUCUCAUAAAUGUAUGCCCUAUAAAGUUCUGGUGUAAUGUUCCCUUUGUCCACAGUAUGGUUAUGUAGUGCUAGCCAGAUAUUAACAAUGCUCUAAGAGAAGCUCACUGGGGGGAGGGGAAAUGUUUUUCUUGUGACAAAUGAACUUGGGUUACAAGGGUAUUUUGCAUGAUGCUGCUGCUGCUAUUUUAACUUUUUGGUUUGUUUUUCUCUUACUGUAGAGUGUAGUCUCUUGAGAAGUUACCUGAGUGACAUCAUUGUCAUGUAAGAAUCUGACACUUGCAGUGUAAAUGCACUUCAGUCAUCUUUUCAAAAUGUCGUGAAACUACUCUGAAUAUACUGUGCAAUGUCAAUGCAGGCUGAUGGGGCCGGGGAAUGGCGGAAUGAGAAUCAGUGGAUUUUAUACAGAUCUGUGCUUUUGCCUGAAAACCUAUGUACAGAUAUUUUAAGUACAUAAAUCAGAUUUAACACAUUUAUUUUUUGAAAAGUACAUAUAUGUUCUCAAUGAAGCUACAUCCUAGGUUUCCUGUUCGUUCAUUUUGCAGGAGCACGGACAGUCCAAGCUCUGUCCUCCUUUUUCGAUGCUAUGAUCAUUUGGCCAAAGUCCCAUGCCGUUUGAUGAGGGUUUUAUAACAAUCUGAACAAGUAGGAAACCGUGGAUCUCUAUGUAUGCACAUGAACACUUGAUUGUGAAUAAUAAAAUUUGUUUUUAUACAGCCUCAUUGGUGAAAAUGGUUAGUGUAGUAAAUCAGAGAUUUCAUUAUAGAUUAAUAUGGUAUCAAAAUAUUAUUUAUGCUUUUAAAAAUUAUUUUCGGGAAUAAACAGUAUUUGAAGGAAGGAUGAAAACAGUGAAUGUGUAACUCUAGGCAUAAUGCAUAAUUUUACUGAAGGCUGAAAGUAUACAGAUAUUUUUUAUGGUAAAAUGCAUUUUUCUUUAUUCAAACAUGCCAAAUAUUGGUGUGUAUAUAUGCUGGAAAUUUUCUUAUAUAUAAUUUUAACAUCAAAAUUAUUUACAUUACCCAGCAUGCUUUUAUAUGUUCUAUGUAUCAAAGUUUUUGUCCAUUCUUUAGCAGUGUUUAAGAUAUAUUUGUUUUGUUUUUAGCUUUGCAUACAUUUAUAAUCCACUCAUACCACCAAUGUAUCCUAAGUACCAUUUGUGUACAUUUCCUUAAUGAGAUUGUUUUUUAAUUUAAAAUAUGGGGAGGAAGAAAUGGAAUCACUUUGCCAACUAUUGUUCUAAGAGUUGACAUCAGUUACCAUUUCUAGCGCAUUAUUGUGAUUUUUUUUUUUAGUCAAUUCGAAGCUUGUAUCGACAUUUUAGAAUACACCAAAGUGAUUUAAAAAAAGGUACAAUGUGUUUUAAUCAUGUUAUUUGUUAUUUAAAUAUUUAAAUCUUACUGUUAACUUUUGCUAGAAUUUUAAAUCAUGAAAGUGUUGGGAAGAGGAUAUCAAAAAUAAAAAUUACUAGCUUAUGUAAAUAAAUGACGCACAUUAAAACAAACAGUUGCUUCCAGCAUACAACAGACUACCUUAAGAUUACGUUUAAAAUCCACUUAUUAUAUUUUCCGGGCCAAUGUCAUUUAUAUUGUAUGUUUUCAUCACUGGAUUAUUGUUGUCUUAGUCAUAUUUAAGCUCGGCAUCCCACGGCAGGACCCCAUUUGAUUAUAGUUCUGUAUAAUAACAGCCACAUACAGGGUAGGAAAUUGGAUAAGAACUUGCUCUCAGACUAAAAAUUGUUUUCAGGGUCAAUACUACUCACCCUGGGUUUAGCAUAUUUUUUUUCAAAAGACAGUAACACUCAUCCCGUCAAAUUGUUACAUUAAAUUUGCUAUAUUUCUGUGAAUUCUGUUGACAAAAAACUUCAAGUCUGAUAUUAAUUAUUGAUUUUCAAAGACUGACCAGUACAAGUGAUCAAUGAAAGGCUUCUGAACUGUUUUUACACAUUUAAUUUGUGCUGUGCUCAUGCAGCUGAAUGUAGUAUGUCACCAAAAGGAACCACGAUGGGUCACAGGACAGAAGCUUGCGUUAAUCAUCUCUUUAUCUUUUCUUCAUUUGAACAACCAGCAUUACUGCCAAACACCAAUCGUGGUCCACAUUUGUAACAGGUUUUUAACAUGACAUAGUUCGCAAGUUUGAUUGAAGAGAUUUCUAGGUCCUGGGCCUAUAAGAUUUUAGUAUGAUCUUUUUUCAUGUUUCUAAUGCUUCAGGCAUUAUUGCUUAACUUGGAAAAAAAAAAGCAAAACAGUGUUGCUGCCAUUUGUAAGUUUCCUAUAUAUAAUAUUCCUUUUAUUAACUUUAAAACUGGCCUUACGGGGUUCAAAUAGGCAGUAUCCCUUUUAAGUGACCUUCGCAAUCCAAGUGUUACUUGCUUAUUUGAUGCUCUCUUGUGAUUUUACGUCUCCCUUAAAUCUUUGUCUUGUCUUCAUAAAAGUUUAAAUUCUGUGUCUUAAUUUAAAACUCUCAAGCUAUUCCGUUGAUCAUGUUAGCUGACAUUAAAAUGUCGGAAGAUGGAGAGUCUAACUCAGCGAGAGAAAAUGGAUUUUGUGACUUGUUCACUUGCCCCAAAUUCCAAUAUUUUAUUACUAUCUGGAUCUUGUAUUGUUUCUCAUAGCAGAAUGUUAAUAUUGUUAAUAUUCAGUGUACCUCUCUGUAAAGAUCAAAUCACUAAACAAAAGUAUCAAGUGUUGAAAAUUUCCCAAAGAUUUGGAAGUAUCAGAGAGCCCUUAUCAAUUGUUUCAUCCGCCUCAUUUCUAGUUCACAUCAAAGAAGUUGUCUCAGAGAAAUUACCCUGAGAAUAAGGGGAUACUGUCUUGGAUAGAUGCCAGUUGAGUUUACAGUGUGACCUGAUGAAGCUGUCUUUUCUGUUGUGUUGUAUGAUUGUUGGAUCAUGCUUUUAGGGAUUCUUUUAGUGAAAUGCUCAAUGUGCAUCCCUGAAAAAGGCCAAGCGGCUUUUGUGAACAAUAGAUGUCCCCCUUCCCUUUAUUAUGUUCUCUUGACACUUUUGUGGAAAUUAGCCUGUUAAAAACAUUUUGUAAAAAUUUGUAUAAUACUGUUAUAAAAUAUUUAUAAUCCCAGAAAAUGUUGUGUUAAAUCUUGUGCAAAAACAGUAUAUUCAGAAUAAAAGUUUAUCAUUUAAAGUCA